AUUCAUCAGACCUAAACCUCACCAUUCAAUAUCUAUGUGAUGUCGUGUGAUUUUAUCUUUCAGUCGAUCCUCUAGCUUACGACUACACGAAGCCUCGUCGGGCCUAGACGGUUUUUCAUGGCCUAGAAGCGCUGUAUUACCGGCUGAAUUGAGGCUAUAUAAAUUUACGAUACUUAGGUAUGAAUGAGCACUAACCGAGUAUAUCUACUGAUGCCUGGUAUUUCGUGCUCGCUCUGGCCCGCGAGCGUCCGUUCCACGACAGCCUGCAGCUUCCAGGCGUCAUUUUUCGCUAUUACUAGAGACCACGAGGUCGUUCGAUAUUGAAUCCUGUCAAAUCCCGGAGCCUUAAAAGAAGCCCUUGUCAUACUUGAUACAUGUACAAAAGGACUGGCCGUCAGCAACUGAUCCAGGGUGGUUCUCCUGUGCUUCAGAACAGUUCCAAGUUUACGGUGUUUGACUAAGCAUCAAAAUGACUUUUACAAUACGCAGUCUCUGGCUCGUUGUAGGUCUCUUUGCCUUGAAAGUUCUGGCUCAGUGCAGCAGUUAUGGUGUUGAUUACGUGAAUGGUGGAUCAUAUGACAUUGAUUCAUCGUCAAAUAAGAAUUUCACCUUUACAACUAUAUUUCAAGGAUGUGAUCAAGAAACUAUAACGCCACUUCUUAUAGAUCCUAAUAACGCUCAGUACCCAUGUUCUGCAGUGAAUACAACACCAGCUGGGCAGCAGGUCACAUCUACAUGUCCAAUCACCUUCUCUGCAAUGGCUUCUGGCCUAUACAAAAUUGUUAUGCAAGGAGAGAACAUUGGCGUCCAGAGGACAAUCGCCUUGACAGCUGGCACACCCGCUACAAUCACUUUUACUGCCACUCCUACUGUGACAGUUGGUAUCACUAGCACCCCUAAUGCUACAACCGUAUAUAAAACUAUUGUUCAGACCCAUACAAGCACUCUGAAACCUGGAACAAUUAAGGCGCCUUGCGAUGGAAUUACACAGACGGUUACUAUUACGCCAGUAGCACCGACCGUGACUACCAUAUACACAAUCACCCGAACAAUCACAGACAAGAAAACCACGAAGCAGACAACGACAACGCUCACAAAAACGGCAUCUUGUCAUUACCUACCAACCCCAACCUUGAUCCCAGAUCCUAUACCUACGAUCUGUAUCGGGCUCGCCUGUAUUCCACCUAUUCUUCCGCCCGGCCUCAUUGGCAAUCCCGGCUCACCCAUUGGUGAUACGGCUUUGGAAACGGGCAAGCCGGAUAAAGUAGCAGCACGGUCUUUAGCAGUGACUACUAUCACAGUUACAGAGACAACUCUUACGGUUACGAGCACGAGUGUCACUACUGUUCCCGCCAAGACAACUACAGAAGAUGUUUACCGAACCAUUACGGCCACGAUAACACCUGUACCUACCACGGUAUGCGACGGUGAGCGACCUCCAGUAACCACGACCGUUACUAGGCCAGUCGGCGUCGUCACGCAAACAGACGUCACUUACGAUACUACGCACAUAAAAGCGACGGUCUGGGUUGGAGUAACCUCGUACAAAACGUCGACAGACAAGGACGUCGCUACUUCUUGCUUGAGCCACGGAGGUUGGUACGGCGCCGACAACUUCAUGCCCACGGCUACGGCUUCGUAGGGUAUUUCCUUUUUCCCCUAUUAGUUGGGACCCACAGUGAGGGAGAGUGCUAGGUUGCGGUCUAGCGUAAGCGGGGUUGAAGAGAGGUCCAAAUUGGUACCUAUAUAUACCAAAAUAAAAGUACAAUCUUUCACAUACGA
This is a messenger RNA of Annulohypoxylon truncatum, 1782 nucleotides long. RefSeq lists its product as uncharacterized. The transcript has 8 exons. NCBI's taxonomy places the organism in Eukaryota, Fungi, Ascomycota, Sordariomycetes, Xylariales, Hypoxylaceae. Bases 470 to 1642 code for a protein of 390 amino acids. The record is from RefSeq and is a predicted model, not a curated record.